Camponotus floridanus (Florida carpenter ant) is the source of this 1686-nucleotide messenger RNA. Its product is annotated as CXXC-type zinc finger protein 1. Gene Ontology annotation, biological process: positive regulation of DNA-templated transcription. Gene Ontology annotation, cellular component: Set1C/COMPASS complex. Bases 16 to 1593 code for a protein of 525 amino acids. Lineage: Eukaryota; Metazoa; Arthropoda; Insecta; Hymenoptera; Formicidae. The record is from RefSeq and is a predicted model, not a curated record. The transcript is spliced from 6 exons. Gene Ontology annotation, molecular function: zinc ion binding; DNA binding.
AAUAUUCUAUUCAAUAUGGCGAAUUGUUUGCAGUUUCACUUCAUAUGCUCCAUCAUGGCUGAUAAAAGACAGAAUAGUUUAUCAAAAGAAGAAAUAGCGAAGCAGUUUAUGCUGCCAGAAAGAAAGAGCAAAAUCGCAACAUUGUUAAAACAAGACGGUCAAGCGUAUUGUAUUUGUAGAAGCUCGGAUAGUUCUCGUUUUAUGAUAGGAUGCGACGCAUGCGAGGAGUGGUAUCAUGGUGAUUGCAUAAAUAUAACUGAAAAAGAUGCAAAACAUAUUAAGCAAUUUUUCUGUGUUCGCUGUAGAGAAGAAGACUCAACUUUGGUAACACGAUACAAACCACGUAGAACUGAUCAAGAUGACAGAAAGCAUAGAAAAUAUAAGGAGAAAGAAGGAGGACAUCGAUACGAGUACGAUGCACCUUGGGAUCCUAGAGUAGAAAAAAAAUCCUCCAAGCGUUGCGGAGAAUGCACUGGAUGUCUACGUUCGGAAAAUUGUGGAAAAUGCGACGCCUGCAGACAUUUGAAGAAACAUGGGCCUUCGGUGCGACUAAAGCUCAGAUGUAUCCAGCGAACCUGCCGUAUACUGGGAGAUCCAUUAAAACCUUCUAAAAGUUUUAACAAGGGAACGAAAUUGACCAAGAAGCGAAAGAGAGAUUCGAGUAAUGAAAGAAAUGAAUAUCUGGAACCGCCGCGUCAUUGCUAUGGCCCUGCGUGUACGAAGCAAUCGCGACCCGGUAGUAAAUACUGCUCCGACGAUUGUGGCUUGAAAUUAGCGACGAGCAGAAUUUAUCAGGUAUUACCACAGCGGAUACAGGAGUGGUCGCUAACUGCGUGCAUUGCGGAGCAAAACAAUAGACGCGCUCUAGAAUCCGUGAGGAAGCAGCAACACGAUGUUCGCAGAAUACUUCAAGAGCUGGAAAAGAGACACGUUGAAUUAGAUCGCAUCGUCGAACGUGCAAAGCAUGCGACCAUCGAUCCGCAAGCCGAGGUGGACGACAAUGACGAUACAGAAAGUAGCAUGUACUGUAUCACGUGCGGCCAUGAAGUCCAUUCGAGAACCGCUGUUAAACAUAUGGAGAAAUGUUUCAAUAAGUACGAAUCGCAAGCGUCUUUCGGCUCAAUUUUCAAGACGCGCAUCGAGGGCCAAGUGAUGUUCUGCGAUUUUUACAAUCCUGUGAAUAGAACCUAUUGUAAAAGAUUGCGUGUUCUCUGUCCGGAGCAUUGUAAAGAUCCCAAGAUUGGCGACAGUGAAGUGUGCGGUUGUCCAUUAGUUACGAAUGUGUUCAACGUUACAGGCGAGUUUUGUCGCGCGCCUAAAAAGAGCUGCGUAAAACACUACAUGUGGGAAAAACUGCGACGUGCAGAGAUUGAUAUGGAGAGAGUGAGGCAGUGGCUGAAGAUCGACGAACUUGUAGAACAGGAAAGGCAGAUACGAUCGAAUAUGGCGACGCGAGCUGGUGUAUUAGCGCUCAUGUUGCACUCUACUUACAACCAUGAGCUAAUGGAACAGAUGACACAGGAACAGAGCAGAGAACAACUACAGGCGAUGGAAGAGGAACUACAAAGAAGAUAUGGUUUACAAAAGGAAUAAUGAAGCAGUGAUAGCCUCUCUCUACUUCAUAUUCUUCAUUAUUCAACCGUAAUAUCAUUUGUUUUAACUCAUUUUAUAUAUGCAUACCUUCCA